AUGGGACAGGCAUUAUCGUCACGGGAAAUGUUCAUUUCAGGUCUCAGGGAGGCCCUCAAGACACGAGGAGUUCGGGUUAAAAAUAAGGAUCUAAAGGCAUUUUUUGAGUAUGUAGAAAGAUUGUGUCCCUGGUUCCCCAAGGAAGGAACAAUUGACGAGAUCAAGUGGGAAAGAGUUGGAAGUUGUUUAAAGGAUUUUCAUGAGAUCUUUGGCCCUGCAAAAGUGCCUAUUACGAUUUUUUCAUAUUGGAACCUGAUUAAUGACAUUCUAAAAACCCGUCACCUAGAUAAGACUAUUGAUGCCCUAGUAAGGGAUGGUGAGGAGACGUUACAGCAAUCCUCCCGACCUGCAUCUAAAUGCCCAUCUGUCAUUCUAGAUAUACCCUCCACUGAUGAUGACCCCAACAAUAAAAUUAAAGAGUCCACUUUAGCCCCUACCAACGAAGCGAGCCGACUAUAUCCUGCCAUCCGAGACAAAUUAGAUUCAGAUGAGGAAGCUGCCCCAGAGGAAGAGGUCGUGCACUAUCAUAAUUCCAAUUGGCCCCAAAAUGUUAAAAAUCCCCCGCCAUACAAUACUCACCCGCACCUUCCCAUUUGUGCCCCCGCUCUCUAUGACUUUAACCCUCCUGUGCCUGACUUGUCGGCCUUGCGACAGAGGCAAGCCGGAGGUCAUUCUGAGCCUGCCGCUGAUGGGGAAAAUGAGGCUGAGGAGAAUUCGCCCCACCACUCUGAGGAAGAUAGUGAGGAACCUGGGUCGGAGGAGGAAGAUCAGGUCCCCAAUCAAGGACCUGGUAAUGGACAGCCGCCACCCUAUAAAAAACUUAGUCUCAGAUUUAUUGAAAAACUUAAAACUGCUUGCACCCAGUAUGGUCCCACUGCCCCGUAUACUCAGGCCUUAUUGGAAAGCCAGAGUGCCCGGUGGCUUACACCUAAUGAUUGGGACUUCCUCGCCAGAGCUGCUCUCAGCGGAGAUGACUAUGUCCUGUGGAGGGCUGAUUAUGUUCAAAUUUGUAAAGAAAUAGCCCAACAAAAUUUUGCUAAAGCUUCAUCUAAAAAUUGGACCCUCAAAAAACUUUUGGGAGAUGCCCCGUAUAAUUCCAACAAUUCACAAGCCCAGUUCCCUGAUGGACUUCUGGCGCAAAUUAAAACUGCCGGACUAGGGGCUUGGAGAAAGCUCCCUCAAAGGGGAGCAGUCACUACCUCUUUGGCUAAGAUUCAGCAGGGGCCCGACGAGCCUUAUAGUGAUUUUGUCUCGCGCCUUAAUGUUGCAGCUGAGAGACUAGUUGGCCCAGGAGAAAAUGGAAGUGCAUUUGUUACGCACCUCGCCUUUGAAAAUGCCAACCCAGCUUGUAAAGAUAUUCUUCGGCCUCAUAAACAUAAGGGUGAUCUUUCAGACUAUGUGAGGCUCUGCGCUGGUGUGGGAUCGGCCCAUGCCAUGGGCUUGGCAAUUGGGGCCGCACUCAAACUGACGCAAAAUCCCUCCAAGGGGACCUCCACUUGCUACGCCUGUAAACAGCCUGGACAUUUUGCCCGCGAAUGUCCAACUGCCUUAUCAAACAGGCCCAUGGCCCAAGGCGCGGCUCCAUCUCCUCCAGGUAGGCCGCUCCCCUCCACCCCAUGCCCCCGAUGUCAUAGGGGUUAUCACUGGGCAAAUGAAUGCAGGUCAAAGACUAAUUCUUCAGGCCAACCCCUCCCUCCUAGUGUGCUGGGAAACUCCCAGAGGGGCCAGCCCCUGGCCCCAGUUUCUCAAAGGACAAACCCUGGGGCAGUACGCAGCCGCUAUCAGUGGAGUAGCUGCCGUUCCACAGGGCACCCGUCUAGCACAACUGGUUCUUCUGCCUUUAAUUACUGGAAGUACAUCCUCAAUUUCUUCCAGGCCCCGAGGCAUUACCCCUUGGGCUCCUCGGAUGCUUAUUGGGUCCAGCCAAUUACAAAAAAUAGGCCUGUGUUAACCCUUACUAUUGAAGGAAAGGAUUUCAAGGGCAUUUUGGAUACAGGGGCAGAUGCCACGGUCAUAUCUCAAGAUCAUUGGCCCGCCCAUUGGCCACUGACCGCAUCUCUCACCGAUUUGCGAGGUAUAGGCCAGUCCAAUAACCCCCAAGUCAGCUCAAGGGUAUUACGCUGGAAAGAUAAGGAAGGCAAUCAGGGCACUGUGACUCCUUUUGUAUUACCAGGCCUUCCUGUUAACCUGUGGGGACGUGACAUUCUCUCCCAAAUGGAAGUUAUCCUGUGCAGCCCUAAUGCUGUGGUCACACAACAAAUGCUGCGCAUGGAUUAUGUGCCUGGCACAGGACUUGGAAAAAUGAGACAGGGCAUAACUCAACCUAUUACAGCCCCCUCUAAAACAGAUAGACAUGGGCUCGGAUAUUCGGAUUUUUAG
This is a messenger RNA of Oryctolagus cuniculus (rabbit), 2379 nucleotides long. Lineage: Eukaryota; Metazoa; Chordata; Mammalia; Lagomorpha; Leporidae. The record is from RefSeq and is a predicted model, not a curated record.